AUGGUCCAGCAACUAACUUCGGUGCAAUCUCUUCUCUCUCUCCCUUCGAAUGACCAUCCUCAAUGGUACUCUACAGGUCCAUCCACUUGCUCGGUGAUACUCAGAAAUCAAGUUGCAGAUAAUCAGCAUAUACCUUCGAACUCUAUUGGGAACCGCGGUAGAAAACUUUCACUCACCAGUAACCUCUCCAGGAAAGGUAAAAUAUCUAAAUGGAAUCCCAAUUCUCGUUCUUUAGAGCUCGAUAGGUUACAUAGAGAUCAGAUUAAGAAGCGUCUGUCUCGCUUUAUCCCUGACGAUAUUGAACUCGAGUUUGAUAGUGAUGAUAGUGAUAGCGAUGCUGUCUCCAUCGAUAUCGACCAGCCUUCCUCUUCAAGUAUCAUUCCUCAACCUCAAAAGCUCCUUGACGCUGUUCAAUCAAAUCACAUCAAAGAUUCCAUUUCCUGUCCGAAACUCUCAAAAUUUGAAUCAUCUGCUGCAAACGUCGUCGAAAAUGAAAAGGAGGUUACUAAAUCUAUAAAUCGAGCCCUUUCUAACUUAUACGACUCUCCAAACUCUUCAACCCGCAUAAAUAACCUCUUUAUCUCAGAUACUGGUGUUGAUUUACCCACUAACAACGAUAAUCAUAUCCAAGACAUUCACCUUUCUGUCGAUCAGCAAAAGCUUCAGACCCAAAGACACAUUGAAUCCCUCCAUGACGCUUUAUCUGACAGUCGCGAAUACAUUGAACGUAUGAAUGAACUUAGAUCUAUCAUAUCAGAGACUAACAGGAUCAAGAAAUCCGUCUGGAACGGUUUAAGGGAAUCCGUUUACCUAAGUUUGGGAGGUGAUCUUCCCCCAUAG
Wallemia ichthyophaga EXF-994 is the source of this 840-nucleotide messenger RNA. RefSeq lists its product as uncharacterized. The record is from RefSeq and is a predicted model, not a curated record. The transcript has 2 exons. Lineage: Eukaryota; Fungi; Basidiomycota; Wallemiomycetes; Wallemiales; Wallemiaceae. The coding region runs from base 1 to 840 and encodes 279 amino acids.